Molecule: messenger RNA, 1668 nt
Organism: Caenorhabditis briggsae
Lineage: Eukaryota; Metazoa; Nematoda; Chromadorea; Rhabditida; Rhabditidae
Gene: Cbr-fard-1
Product: Protein CBR-FARD-1
Exons: 9
Coding region: 1-1668 (555 amino acids)
Biological process (GO): long-chain fatty-acyl-CoA metabolic process
Cellular component (GO): peroxisome
Molecular function (GO): alcohol-forming very long-chain fatty acyl-CoA reductase (NADP+) activity
Source: RefSeq, a predicted model, not a curated record
AUGGCUUUCCGCGUGAAAGACGUAUAUGUGGGUAGUUCCGUGUUGCUCACCGGAGCCACUGGAUUCUUGGGCAAGGUCAUCGUCGAGAAGCUGUUAUGGACUAUCGAUGAGAUUGACAACAUCUAUUUGAUGAUUCGAACGCGGAAGGGGAAGAAUGCGAAUGAAAGGUUGGCAGGACUACUUCAUGUGAGUUUGUUUGAUUUUUCGAAAGACCCACUCUUCAAUAGAAUCCGUCAAGAAAAGCCACACGCAUUUGACAAGCUCAUUGCAGUUGGAGGAGAUAUGAUGGUAGAGAACUUAGGAAUGGAUCCAGAGGAUUUGAAACAAAUAUCUGAGAAUGUCAAUGUGGUUAUUCACUCAGCGGCUACUGUCAAAUUCGACGAGCACCUCCGCGCGGCUGUCACCAUGAAUGUCAUCGGAACCAAACGUAUUAUCGAUCUCUGCCACCAAAUCAAAGAUCUCAAGGUAUUGGUACAUGUGUCAACUGCUUAUGCAAACUGCGAUCGCGUCGAGACAGUUGAAAAAUUUAUAUUGGAGAGAAACAAUCAAGAUUUUCAGAUCUAUAAAUCUCCAAUGGCUCCACAAAAAUUGGUGGACGCGUUGACUUGGAUGGAUGAUGAGACUCUGACUAAGAUAACUCCAAAAAUCCUCGGCCUCCGUCCCAACACCUACACCCUCACAAAGGCUCUCGCAGAGUCUACGAUUGAAUCUGAAGCCAAGGAUAUUCCAGUGAUCAUUAUCCGCCCCUCAAUUGUCGGAGCAAUGUGGCAAGGACCACUUCCAGGGUGGACUGAUAAUAUUAAUGGACCAACUGGGAUUUUCACCGCUGUCGGAAGAGGAGUCUUGACUAAUAUGUGUGGAAGCAACGAAUCGAAAGCAGAUAUCAUUCCUGUGGAUUGUGUAGCUAACAUUAUUAUUGCUGCUGCGUCACAUAGAGUUUCUAUUAACCCAACUGAGAUUCCCGUCAUUCACUGCUCUUCGGGAGAACUGAACCCACUUCAGUGGGGUCAUAUUGUCAUAUUCUUAGAUCAAUUUUACAAAAAGUACCCGAUGGAGCAGUGCUUUGGAGUUCCAUCAACAUACUUCCAUAAAUCACGGACCCUCUUCCUGAUAAAUUACUAUUUAAAGCACCAUAUUCCCGCAGCAAUUUCAGACAUUUCCGCUCGAUUUGUCGGAAAACGAAAAACCAAUGUUAAGCUGUAUGGAAAAGUGUGGAAGAUGAUCGAAACCUUGCACUUUUUCACCACUCGCGGAUGGAGCUUCAAUGCAAAUGGUAUGCCGGAACUUUAUGACAGAAUGACACCCGAGGAUCAGAAGGAAUACAAUUUCGAUGUUCGUCAAGUGAAUUGGGACUCGUAUUUGUUUGAUUAUGUGAUGGGAAUUAAGAAGUUCUUGUUGAAGGAGAAUUUAGAGAAUCUUGACAGAUCUAGAGCACAUCUUUGCAGACUACGGCUGAAACGCCAAGCAAUCGCUGCUCUCGUCUACGCAGGAUUCAUUAGCACUUUCGGAAGAAAAUGGAAGAAAACCACCCAGUAUCUCACAUGGAUCGGAGCAAUGUUGGCAACAUACACAUACACCGAAGUCAGUUUCAGAAGGCGUAUCCCACUGAAAUCGCUGAAAGACUACACACAAACUGCCGACUAUUCCCGAUAUCUUCAAAGAAAUUGA